Pararge aegeria (speckled wood butterfly) is the source of this 5821-nucleotide messenger RNA. It is a transcript of the gene bel, whose product is annotated as ATP-dependent RNA helicase DDX3Y. Lineage: Eukaryota; Metazoa; Arthropoda; Insecta; Lepidoptera; Nymphalidae. The transcript is spliced from 13 exons. The record is from RefSeq and is a predicted model, not a curated record. Gene Ontology annotation, biological process: cell differentiation; gamete generation. Gene Ontology annotation, cellular component: P granule; nucleus. Gene Ontology annotation, molecular function: RNA helicase activity; RNA binding; ATP binding. The coding region runs from base 192 to 2450 and encodes 752 amino acids.
AAGACAAAGUCACCAUCAUCCGUGAAGAACAAAAACUGCGAAUGAAAAGUGAUUUCGGGGAGAAAAAUUGAAGCCUUUUCAUGUGAUUUAAGAUUUUGUGAAUUUGUGAUUGUGCAAAAUUCAUUGUAGACUGUGUUUGUAAAGUAUUUUUGGAGCAAAGUUCCCAAAAAAACGUACCGCUUGGUAGUAAUAUGAGUAAUGUUACCAACCAAAAUGGAACAGGUCUAGAGCAGCAGCUUGCUGGUCUGGACUUGCAGCCUCAGGCUCCUAAGAGUACUAGCCGGUACAUCCCUCCGCAUCUGCGUAGGCAGUUGGAUGCAAAAGGUGAAGAGCCUAAGCGUCCAAGCUUAGAUACUCGUCCGAACGACGCACGAGACAACCGUUCAUCAUUCGGAGGCAACUCUAGAGGCUACGACCGUGGUGGUCGGCGCGACGACCGCGAUCGUGAACGCGACCGUGACUACGAUCGCGGCUACGACUCGCGAUACCCGCGCAGAGACCGCGGUCGUGACAGCGGAUAUCAGAAUGGAGAUUCCGAGCGUUGGCCGGAGCCAGAGCGCCGGAGCGGCGGCGCCAGCGGCGGAGGCGGUAGCGGCGGCUCUGGAGGAAACGCUGCAGGCGCGGCCGGCGGCGGUACUGCUAGCGCCGCGGGCGGUGCGACCGCUGGCGGCAGCGCUACUGGCGGCAACAGCGCCCCUAGCCGCGGACCGAUGCCGUCGCGCGACAUACGGCGCGACGAGGACUACAAUGAGCCGCCACCGCCACGCAACGACCGCUGGAAGGAGCCAGAGCCGCGCUCCGACGAACGCUCACAGUCGCGCUGGGCGUCCGACGACGUGCGACGCACCUCGUCGCGCCGGGACGAGAACGACUGGACAGUCCCGCUACCUCGCGACGAGCGGCAGGAGUUGGAGCUGUUUGGCACUGGCAACACAGGCAUCAAUUUCUCCAAAUACGAGGAUAUACCAGUUGAGGCCAGCGGUGACAAUGUGCCAGACUUCAUUACAACCUUUGAUGAUGUUAACCUGACGGAAAUAAUGCGCUCAAAUAUAACGCACGCCCGCUACGAUAAGCCCACACCGGUGCAGAAAUAUGCGAUCCCGAUAGUGUUGGGCCGGAGAGAUGUCAUGGCGUGCGCGCAGACAGGUUCGGGAAAGACAGCCGCCUUUCUCGUGCCCAUUCUCAACCAGAUGUACGAGGCGGGACCAGUUAAGCAGCCUUUUAUCAGACGCAAACAGUAUCCCCUCGGAUUAGUGUUGGCACCCACUCGCGAGCUCGCAACACAGAUUUUCGACGAGGCCAGGAAGUUCGCCUAUCGCUCACGUGUGCGACCGUGCGUUGUAUAUGGUGGCUCCCCAAUCCUGGACCAGUUCCGCGAGUUAGAACGUGGUUGCCAUCUUCUCGUGGCUACACCGGGCCGACUGGUGGAUAUGCUUAAUCGCGGGCGAGUGGCGUUGGACCAUUGCCGCCAUCUUGUGCUGGACGAGGCCGACAGAAUGUUGGACAUGGGUUUCGAGCCUCAGAUCCGCAAGAUCGUCGAAUGCAACACAAUGCCCAAGACCGGCGAACGACAAACACUUAUGUUCUCUGCUACUUUCCCGAAGCAAAUACAAGUUCUCGCUCAGGACUUUCUUUAUAAUUAUGUUUUCCUCGCUGUCGGUCGUGUCGGAUCUACUUCUGAGAAUAUCACCCAAAAGGUGGUAUGGGUAGAGGAACAAGACAAACGAUCCUUCCUGUUGGAUUUAUUAAAUGCGUCGAACUUGCUUCAACGCUCGCCUGAAGACGACCAGCUUACCCUCGUCUUCGUGGAAACUAAGAAAGGUGCCGAUCAACUAGAAGAAUUUCUGGACGCCGAUGGCUACCCAGUGACGUCGAUCCACGGUGAUCGUACGCAGCGCGAGCGCGAGGAGGCAUUGCGUCGCUUCCGCACGGGACAGACGCCCAUUCUAGUCGCCACGGCUGUUGCCGCUAGAGGCUUGGAUAUCCCUCACGUGCGUCACGUGAUAAACUUUGAUUUGCCGUCGGACGUUGAGGAGUACGUGCACCGCAUCGGUCGUACAGGCCGUAUGGGUAACCUCGGGGUCGCCACGUCCUUCUUCAACGACUCCAACCGCGGCCUGGCACGGGACCUGGUGGAGCUUCUCGUUGAAGCUAAGCAGGAUGUUCCUAAUUGGCUCACGAGCGCAGCCGUGGACGGACGCUCGGGAGGCGGUGGCAGACGUGCAGGGGGAGGCAGUCGCUCAGGCGGCGGUCGCUUCGGAUCCGGUAGCGGCUUCGGCGCCCGGGACUUCCGUACGCAGCCGCGACAGGCGCAGAGAUCUGCCGGCCCCUCCACUAUUGGAGGAGGUUUCGGAUACGGCGGUGGAUCGUACGGCGGCAACUAUGGAAGUUCGUACAGCGGUGGUGGCGGCGGCAACAGCGGGGGUCCCGACUGGUGGGGCGAGUCUUAAGUGCACUCACACACCGUCACACCGCUCGCCGCUCCGCCCGACCGUGACCGAUCACCUUAACCAGUGCCGUCAUAAAGACGUCACAUGCCAGCUCUUUACACGGUCCAACACAACCUAUAACAUUGGCAGAUGUUCUCGAAACUAUAGAGAAGGUACUUUGGACGACUUUGAUUCCAAAUUUGUCCUAGCACUCCUCUCUACAGGUUUGCCGAUAUUGUUGGUAUUAAAAUAAGUACUCCUAUCUGAAGUUGCAACACGGAAGUUUGCGCAGAUACACAUCACGCUCACAGCCCUAUUUUGUCGCGCAAACAUUCGCCUCGUAUUUAGAUUAGACUACUCGUUUUUCAAUUACUGUGUAAUCCAUUUUUUUUAACUUUUAUUUUGAUUUAAACAUUCUUUUCGUUUCUUUUUAGUGCAAAGACUGUUUAAAAAUAUUAAAAAAAAAUAAACAAAGACAUACACAAUAAAAAACGCUUGUUAUUUUAUUAUUUUUCACAGACUUGUUUUUAAUUAUAUUUAAAAAAUACUUCACUCUAAAAAGUUCUGAAAAGAUUGUUUACGUUAUAAAAAUUGUAAGAAAAAAUGGAGUAUACAUGGGAUUCGGCCUUGUAAAGAGCUGACAUCAUGCGCAUGCUUUACACUACAUGCAACACAACAAUAUAAUAACUAAUGAAUGCUACAGAUGUGCUAAAUUAAUAUUGCGCUUACUUGCCCGAAAUAUUCUUUUUUUGUGAAUCAUCAAACAAAUAAAAUAUUUUGGUUUCGGUUCAUUAUUUUACUUAAGAACAUUUCGCCAAUUUUGUUGAUUAUAGUUAUCCACUUUUGUAAAGAAUAUUGUAUAAAGGAUGGCAUUUUAUUCCUGAUAAAUUAGUUUAAGAAUGUGUGUCUGUAGAACCAUGUUGUGUGUUAAAUGUAGUGUAAAAUAUGCUUGCAGUCCAAACAAAUUUUGAGAUUCCUUAUAGGUUGCAGUAAACUGUAUGACUUAAAUAUGUGCAAGUUACAACUCAAAAGUGGUCAUUUAGUUUGGUGUAACUCAUAAUUUACUGUGUCAAUAAAUUUGCAUGGAUUAACAAUGACGUUGUAACCCUUAUAUGAAUCAAUCCGAGUCACAACACAUAAACUCAAAAUUAUCAAUGUGAUACCCGAGCGUAUCUCAAGGGCUCUGACCUUAAGCAUCGUCCAAUAAAUUGUGCCACAUUUGUGUCCAUUCGCACACUAACUUUAAAGUUGGAUUUCACAGUCCGUUCCACCCAGGUAUCAUGGUUCAAACUAAAUUCGUGAACCAAAGUAGGCGUACCGACACGCACAAAACUAGCUUCUUAAUAGAAUCAUGCUGGAGUGGAACCCUAAAGUACUUUCAAUUUGUUCUAUCGAUAAUGUUAUCAUCGGACAAGAUCAGUCUAUUUUUUUCUUCUUAUUCCAAAGAACUAUAACCUAGCUUUUCACCUGAUAAAAUCAUUAUAUAUAAAAAAAUUCAAAAUUUUCCCAAAUUGUUCCAUUGUUUCAUUCCAAUAUUUUUCAAAUGGCCAGUUUGAUAAUAAUAAUAAUCAGUCUUAAUACUGUUUGUACUAUAGAACAAUUUGGGAAAAAAAUAUAUAGGGUAAUUGUACCUAUCACCGUCACUUCACUAAUUAUUUAUUGACAUCUCGAUAGUUUGUUCUUGAAUUAUAAAAAAAUAAUCAGUGCUAGUAACCAACAUGUAAAGCCACCUAAUAAAGGUAAUAAGUAUUUUAGUAUAACCUCUAAUAUUUGUUACCUACGUUUUUGAAAAAUUAAAUAGUAUGCAUGCAUGUAUUUUUAACAUUAUUGGUAGUAAUUUGCUAGUUAACACUCCGUAUCACAAAUAUAUCAUGCAAAGCAAUUGAGUUUCUCUAGUUUCUCAAAUUAGUGGUAAUAAUUUAGUGUUUUACCCUAUAGUUUUAAACAAAGAAAAAGAAAAGAAAAUAUGUCUUAAUUUGUCCGAUGACAUGAACAAAUGGGGACUAUCCAAACCGGAACCGUGGACUUCGAACUUAAAGAAAUGUGCAAAUUUUUAGGAUAGUUUUAUUAAUCGUACUCUUGGGAGUCGGACUGACAUUGACCGGUAAAGUAAAUUUUUAUGUGGAGAGAGCGGUGCGGUAGACACUUGUAUAUGCGACGCGACGCAAUCUCUGAAUCUCAGGUCAGGUGUGAAUUGCCGUUGCGUCCUUAAAUUUUACAUAAAAAUCAUAAUACGGCAAUUAGGGCCACAAUAUAAAAAGGAAAACCAUCGCGAGAAGACGCUACUAAUUUAUAUGUGAAGUGAAACGUCAAUCGUCCUAGCUAGCUAAUUUAAUUUUUUUAUUCAUAGAAUAAUACUCGUAAAAAAGCCUAGGGCUUGAAAGUAAAAAAUAAAUAAUACACCAGUAAGAUAUAAAUUUUUUUGAUGAAGGGAUGCAUACAUAUAUUUCGGUCGGCAUUUAUUUCUGAACAACAACGCUAACCAACUACUAAAUUAUUUCAUCCGGGUUGUGCCGAUCGGCAAUGUCUUAAAUAUCGAACACACACAAACACCCCCACACCCCCACACCCCCACACCCCCACACAAUAUUUGGUUCCUACCUCCCGGCUGUGCCGAUUGUUACCGACCCGCAUAUGUGUAUAACACGCCUAAGCGAUUUUAACAUUUGUGUGAAAUUUUAUCGAGAAUGUUUCAUGCGUAUGUAAACCAGUCGCGUAAACUUCUUUCAAAAAUUAUUAAAGGUUCGUUUCGUGACGUAACAUAAAUGGAUAUUAUAUUAAAAUUAUGACCUGGCACAAAUAAAUCUAUAGCCACAAAGAGCCAAACUAUAAAUAGUUUGGCUCUUUGUGGCUGUAGUAGUUUUCUUAUGUACUGACACCCGAUUACUAAAAGGAUGUUGCAUUUUAAAUGUCUUUGUCGUAUGUCAUGUAAAAACAUUUUAUUUUCAGUAUUGGAUAUAUAUGCUCCAUUUUGGUCUUGGUACAGAUAUUACUUAACAACAAAUAGAAGAACAUAUGAUCAUUUAUAUAUUUAUUGAUAUGUAUAUAUUUAUAUUUUGCACCUGUUAUCUGAUAACGUUGCACGUAAACCCAGUGACACUAACACCAAAUAAAACUUGUAACGAUACUGGCGCAUAGUAGUGACAAAUAAAAAUGGUGGUCCUAAUUUGCCUGUUUUUGAGAGCGCGAAGACUCGCGAUUAACAGACUUAAAGUGAAUUAUCACAGCUAUUACUACUAAACAAAAUUAAAGAAAUGUAAUAAAUACUUAAUUUUAAACAACAUUAAUGAACUAGUAAUUUAUCAUUUGAAUACAGGAAACCCCAUUGUGACAAUUCUCUUAGAUUUUUGUUUUAUAAUAUAAAUACAUUUAUAUUAAAUGAAUUGUGAUUU